CAGAACUGAAAUAAUGAAGAACAGAACAUAUCCGAAUGAAGUAAUAAAUGUUGGAACGGAAAUACUGGAACAGAACAGAACAACCAGCCUCAUCACUUGUUUUUCCUUCAACUAUGUUAUUUUCUCCUUCUAGCUUUGAAUCUGAACCUGAACCUGAAUCUGUAUAAAAAAGAGUGCUUCCUUGAUUUUGUAGAUCAUCCAUAAUUGAUCCAAUACUACAUUCUUCAUCAUUGGUCGAUGUAGAUCUAUCUUCAACCGCAGAAUUUGUCGGUGUCGUUCCUAGUGCAUCAAGAUGUUGAUGAUUUUCAAGUGUGGAAUUCUCCAUGGAUGAGAUUCAGAGGAUACGAAAUUGAGGCAGAUCGCGGAUUUGAUACAGAUCGCGAUUGUUCGGCGAUGCAGACCGUGAACUGACGCAAUUGCAAAACGAUCGUGAAUUGAGGCAGCAGAAUUGUCCGGCGAUAGAGAUCAAUGAAGAUUGAAGGAGAUUACAGGAGGAAGGUCGAUGAAGAUUGAAGGAGAUUGUGAUUGUUUGAGAUCCGCGAUCGACGAAUUGAGAGAAAGAAAGAAUCAUGUAUUUAAUGAUUAUCAAUAAACUGACUUCCCAAAAUACCCUUUAGCAAUUUUUUUGGAAUAAAAUAUUGAAAUAAUGGUAAAUUAAUCCUAACCACAAGAUUAAGAAAAUGGAUGGACAAUAUUUAAUCUCUAGUUCGAUCUUUAAGAUUGGUUCGACAUUGAUCACAAUUCUCUACCCACGUCAUCAUAUAAACAUAGCCUAUAAAUAAUUUGCGUGAUCAGUCACUAGCAUGAUGAUAUAUGUAUAUAUUCCGAGGACAACAAAGGGCUAAUAUUGUCUUAUUAUAACUAGUAAUUACUACUCAAUACGACGUGUCAACCGCCGAGUGUGAAAUCUACUCUUCUUUCUUUCUCAUCUUCACAUCGACACUUAUUUUCUUUCCCAUCUCCAGCCAGAAUCAAGAUCACCCUUAUCUUCAAACUUAAUUCCAGUCGCUUUCACCCAACUCCCAUUUCCUAUAUAUCCUCUCUAUCUCCUAAUCUUUAGUAUCAUUAAGAUUCAUUAUUUUAGGAUGUUUUAGCCAAGGAAAUCUUCUGUGAAGAUUUAUUUUUCUCCUAUUUCUUAUUACAUCUGCCACAACUCAAUUAUAAUUAUAGUUGAAUAAGUAUAGCUUAAAACAUCGACCAUGAAAAAUAGACUAAUAUACAGAGCUGACACCUGGUAUGUUAUAACAAGUUCUAGUGGCCCACCAGAAAUCAAGAUAUACACGUUUAAUUUUAUUUGACGUAAAGACGCUUCCACAGAGCCAAAUAAAUGAGUGACAACAAACUAAGCCUUCCCAACGUCCUAAAACUGUGGAAAGCAUGUCUAUCAAUGUUAAAAAGAGCUUCAGAAACAGUAGGAAAAAAAGAUUCAGCGAUGACCAAAUCAAGUCACUGGAGAUGACAUUCAAGACGGAGGCUAGACCAGAGCUACGCCUGAAGCAUCACCUAGUUAACAAGCUUGGGCUGCAGCUGCAACAGAUCGCGAUAUGGUUCCAGAACAAGAGGGCUAGAUCAAAGUCCAAGCAAAUCGAGCAGGAAUACAGUGUGCUUAAGUCCAACUACGAUCACUUAGCUCUACAGUUUGAGGCAUUGAGGAAAGAGAAUCAAACAUUGCUUAUCCAGGUGCAGAUACUCAGAAAGAAGGCUGAUUGUGAGGAAAAUGACAAGAAUACAUUCAAAUUGACAGCUUCUGAGAUCCCAAGAUUACUACUAGACAUCAACGGCAAUGAGCUAUGUGGCGAACUGAAAGGAAGAGUAGAUUACCUGGAGGAAGAGGCAGAUGCUGAUGUUCUGUAUAUGGCUCAGAUUGCUGAAAGUUCCUUACCAUCGCCUGAAGACGGUUAUAGCUUAGAAUCUUGUAAUUUUCUUUAUAAUACUGGAGGUGGUGCACAGUGGUGGGACUUCUAGUUCGAGUGAAGAUACGUGUGUGAUCGAUUAGGGAGCAGAGUAUUAUGAAGUAGGUUAUGUAAACUCAUACUGCAUACUUCUUCCAAUUUUAAUUUAUGUUUGCUGUAAUCACCCUGUAAAAAGUAAAGCCAUGUCAGAUGGAUUUUCAUGAUCAUAAGGCAGAAUCCAGGAUUAGCCUCGUGUUGCAUUUAAAAUAUGACAUUCUGUUCCUUAA
Salvia splendens (bonfire salvia) is the source of this 2179-nucleotide messenger RNA. Its product is annotated as homeobox-leucine zipper protein ATHB-12. The coding region runs from base 1378 to 1965 and encodes 195 amino acids. NCBI's taxonomy places the organism in Eukaryota, Viridiplantae, Streptophyta, Magnoliopsida, Lamiales, Lamiaceae. The record is from RefSeq and is a predicted model, not a curated record. Gene Ontology annotation, cellular component: nucleus. Gene Ontology annotation, molecular function: DNA-binding transcription factor activity, RNA polymerase II-specific; sequence-specific DNA binding. Gene Ontology annotation, biological process: positive regulation of DNA-templated transcription. The transcript is spliced from 2 exons.